CGAUGUCACACAUAGGUUUUAAAAUAUGAAGCUUGUAACUUGGAAUAUUAAUGGCCUCAGAUCAAUGAAAGGACCAAUUAAACCAUUUCUUGAUGGACUUGACGCUGACAUUAUAUGCUUUCAAGAAACUAAAAUAACAAAAGAUCAAAUUGAGAGCGAUUUAGCAUUAGUUGAUGGAUAUUCUUCAUACUUCAGCUUUUCACAAACACGCCAAGGUUAUUCAGGCGUGGCCACAUAUUGUAAAACGAAUACUACACCAUUUCUAGCACAAGAAGGAUUAUUUGAUUUUGCAGAAAAGUCUGCAGGAAAUGGAGCCAUUAUGCAUUAUGGGGAUUUAAGUUCAAAAUUCUCGCAGGAGAGAUUGUAUGAAGUUGAUAAGGAAGGGAGAACAAUAAUUACUCAGCAUGAAUUCUAUGAUUCAGCGAAGAAGAGAAAUGAAAAGUUAACUGUUAUAAAUGUCUAUUGUCCGAGGGCAGAUCCAGAAAAACCAGAGCGACAAGUUUUCAAAAUGGAUUUUUACAACAUGUUAGAAACUCGAGCAAACGCAAUAUUGAAUUCGGGAAGGCAUGUUAUUAUUUGUGGGGAUAUCAAUACAUCACAUAGAAGGAUUGAUCAUUGUGAUCCUAAUGAUCCAGAAUUGUUUUACGAUAAUCCAUGCCGAGAAUGGAUGGAUGGGAUACUAUAUAACAAAGGUGACUACUCUGCUCUAAUACAUUUAAAUUUAAACUCUAUCCAGACAGAAUUCUGCGAAGGAUUUGAAAAUAUAAAAAAUGUUUUAUGCGAAAAAGAUUCUAGUACUGAUGGAACUGAAUCAAAUACGGAGGAAUUUACACAACAAAAUUUAAAACAGGAUUCGGAAAAUAUAGAUAUUUGUAACAACAAUAGAGCAAAAUUCAUCGAUACCUUCAGAUACUUUUUCCCACAUCGAAAAAAUGCAUUCACUUGUUGGAACACAAUGAAAUCUUGUCGAGAAACUAACUACGGCACGAGAAUUGAUUAUAUUUUAGCGAAUUCUGAGUUUCAUAUAAAUUAUGUUAAAAAUUGUGACAUUUUACCGGAGAUUUAUGGAUCUGAUCAUUGUCCAGUCAAAGCAGAUAUCAAUGUAACUAUGAUACCUGCAUCCAAAUGUCCGCCAUGUUGUACUAAAUAUAUGACAGAAUUUGGAGGCCGACAGCAGACUUUGUCAUCCUUUUUUUCUCAAAAAGCAAAAUCAAAAUUUGAUGAUGAGCAGCUUUGUCAAAGCCCUGUAAAGACAGUAGUAUCUUCUUCACUAAAGACCUCUACGCAGAAACUUUCUAAAUCAUCUGUUUCAAAUUCCAAAAAGCGGAAACAUGAAAACAGCAGUAAUACUGUAAGCAAACAGACGAAACUCCAUUUUUUUACCCAAAAUAAAUCUUCAAAAUCUAAAGUAAAUAUGGAAAUAAACACUAAAAAAUCAGCCAAUACUUUGUCUCUUUCUCAAGAAAAACUCGAAUUCAUGCCAAAAAUUGAUAAAUCUUUCACGACAAAAAGCUCAACUGAAGUUUCAAACUUUUGGAAAUCAGUACUGAAAGGCCCUGAACCUCCUCCAUUAUGUAAAGGUCACAACGAACCUUGUUUUCUUAGAACAGUUAAAAAAGAAGGUCCAAACUUAGGGAAGCAAUUUUAUUGUUGUCGACGUCCUGAUGGACAUAAAACUAAUCCUGAAGCAAGAUGUUCAUUCUUUCAAUGGAAGACCUGACUGAAAAUUUUCAUAGGUUAUCUUGUACCAGACCUUGAUAAAUGUUCAUUUUUCAGACAUAUCCAUUUUCAAGUUGAAUAUUUCUUAUUAAGGAAUAAACUUUUUUUAGGCCUUUUUAAAUAUUAGCAUUCUUUACUGAGAGAAAUAGUAAAUUUUAAAUGCAAACUUGAUUUAUGGUAGUUAUUGAGUAGGCUAUUUAACCGCUGCUGCCCUCACAGUAUUGGUUUCAAAGUAAUGUUUAUACCCAAAUUUUUCAGCUCACAAUAAAUUCGACUUUUUAAAAUUCGAUGGAAAUAUACUAACUACUUUAAUUUUAUGCAAGACUUAUCAUGUUAACAUGUUUUUUGGUAUAAUAGUUGUUUUUAAACAGCGCAACGACGUAUUCUUGUAAUAAACUAUGUCAUUCCUGCUUUAUUAUUAAUAGUUGUGUUUAGCUGGUCAUGAUUAUGAAAAAUUUUCAUUUUACUAGGCCUACUAAAUUGCCGAUUUAUGCUUAUGGAUAUAAUUUGAUGCAAUUUAACAGUAGUUAAGCUCUCGUAUUUCUAUUUCAGCCAAUUUAAUAAUAUAUUUUCAUACUUCAAUUUGCAG
Messenger RNA from Styela clava, 2308 nucleotides. RefSeq names its product DNA-(apurinic or apyrimidinic site) endonuclease 2-like. Gene Ontology annotation, biological process: base-excision repair. Gene Ontology annotation, cellular component: nucleus. NCBI's taxonomy places the organism in Eukaryota, Metazoa, Chordata, Ascidiacea, Stolidobranchia, Styelidae. The record is from RefSeq and is a predicted model, not a curated record. Gene Ontology annotation, molecular function: zinc ion binding; phosphoric diester hydrolase activity; DNA-(apurinic or apyrimidinic site) endonuclease activity.